Drosophila grimshawi is the source of this 2151-nucleotide messenger RNA. It is a transcript of the gene HnRNP-K, whose product is annotated as heterogeneous nuclear ribonucleoprotein K. Gene Ontology annotation, molecular function: mRNA binding. The transcript is spliced from 9 exons. The record is from RefSeq and is a predicted model, not a curated record. Lineage: Eukaryota; Metazoa; Arthropoda; Insecta; Diptera; Drosophilidae. Gene Ontology annotation, biological process: regulation of mRNA splicing, via spliceosome; regulation of transcription by RNA polymerase II. Gene Ontology annotation, cellular component: cytoplasm; nucleus. The coding region runs from base 219 to 1763 and encodes 514 amino acids.
AUAGUCGACCACCACCAGUUUGUACAAAAAAUGCAAAAAUAAGUACUCGAAAGACGUACAGUCAUUUUAACUCUCGGUUAUUAAUUGCUCGUGUUUUGUGUGAUUGUAUAUAGAUAAUUUGGUGAAAUUUAUCACCCAGACUAUUUGGUAGCUGUUAAGAUAGUGUUUGCAAAACGACAGAGCCAAAGCGUCAAACGAGGGAAGCGAGUGAGGAGAGAAUGAAAAUGAAGCGCGAGAGCAAUGACGGCGAUGGACCACAGGACCAGAAGCGCAACAGACGGAACGAGGACAUGGUCCGUAUACUAAUACCGAGCAGUAUUGCUGGCGCUGUCAUCGGCAAGGGAGGCCAACACAUACAGAAGAUGCGCACUCAGUAUAAAGCCACUGUGUCUGUGGACGAUUCCCAAGGCCCCGAACGCACCAUACAAAUAUCGGCGGAUAUCGACUCCACGCUGGAGAUCAUCACCGAAAUGCUAAAAUAUUUUGAAGAGCGCGAUGAUGAAUUCGAUGUGCGCUUGUUAAUCCAUCAGAGCUUGGCCGGUUGUGUCAUUGGCAAGGGUGGCCAAAAGAUCAAAGAGAUACGCGAUCGCAUUGGCUGUCGGUUCUUGAAGGUCUUCUCAAAUGUGGCGCCGCAGAGCACAGAUCGCGUGGUGCAGACGGUUGGCAAGCAGACGCAGGUCAUCGAUGCUGUGCGUGAGGUGAUUACGCUGACCAGGGACACGCCCAUCAAGGGGCCCAUACACAACUAUGAUCCGAUGAACUUCGAUCGAGUCUAUGCGGAUGAGUAUGGCGGCUAUGGCACCGGCACCGGCAGCACCCGUCCCAGCCAGCGUGGCAACAGUCGCGGCAAUGGCGGCGGCGGCAGCGGAGGAGGAGGCGGCGGCGGUGGUGCUGGUGGUGGAGGCGGCGGCGGCGGCGGAGGUGGUGGUGGGUUUGGAGGCGGCGGCAAUGGUGGUCGUGGCAAUGAUCGUUUUGGUGGCGGUCGCGGAGGUGGCGGUGGCGCAGGUGGUGGUGCCACCGGCCUCGGUGGCAUGGGCGGACCACGCGACAAUCCCUUCAUUAAUCCAUGGGCCAAUGGCGGUGGUGGCGACGGAGACGGCUUCGGCGUUGGCAAUAAUGGCGGCGGUUUCGGUGGCAGCAACUUUGGUGGCGGUGGCCCAUUCGGUGGUGGCAACUUUGGCAAUAAUGGCUUCGGCGGUGGCCCCAACGAUUUUGGAGGCGGUAACCAGCUUGGCGGUGGCGGCGGCACCAGCAAUCUGCCCAGUCUGGGGAACUUUGGACAGAGCCAAGGCAGCAACAGCGGCGGUGCUGGCUUCGGAGCCGGCAACAACAGUUUGGGCAAUGGUCUGGGCGCUGGAUUUGGUGCCGGCAACAAUAGCCUGGGCAACGGUCUCGGCUCAGUGAACAAUGGCGGCGUUGGUGGACUAGGUGCUAACAAUGGUUCCGGCGGCUUCAAUGCCGGUGGCGGCAACAGCGGUUCAAAUAAUAGCACGAACGCGUCAUCCAACAUACCCCAGGGUCAUGAUCCCAACAACAGCACACAAGUCACCAUUCCCAAGGAUCUGGCUGGCGCCAUCAUUGGCAAAGGCGGCGGCCGCAUUCGUCGCAUUCGAAACGAGUCGAGUGCGUAUAUAACCAUUGAUGAGCCUCUGCCCGGUUCGAAUGACCGAAUCAUCACCAUCUCGGGCACACCCAAGCAAAUACAAAUGGCCCAGUAUCUGCUGCAACAGAGUGUGCACGAGAAUGGCAGACGAAACAUUUGAGUGGGCAGCAGUGACAACAACAACCACCAACAAAUAGAUGGAGAAGCUGGAGCAAAAGAAGAGCCAUCGAUGUGCUAAGCUGCCUUCACAAUUAACUUUAAAAUUUACUAAACAAGAAAACAAAAAGAAACAACUAAAAAGCAAAAGCAACUGAUUAUGAGUCCCCCAAUAUAUAGAACGUAAUAAUAUAAUAUUUCUUGUGUAAGUUUAAGUAAAUUCUACCUUUAAAAAUGCCCCAGCUACAUACAUAUAUAUUAAAAUUGUGGCCCUUUUCACCCCCACAGCCCCCUCCCCUCCCCCACCAGCCUGUCAAAAAACUACAUAUAUAUUUACAUGAAUAAGGAGCAUGAACAAAUAAAGUAUAAAUAAACACGGAAUUUAUCUCGUU